UCCACACCCAUGCUAAUUUCCGCCACAAAACAUUGGAGCAAUAUCCCGAUAUAUUUUAUGAAUUUAAUGAUGAAAAUAUUGAUUAUUAUGGAAUUACUGAUGGGGCAUCAUGCCCUUUAUGCAAGUUAGACCAUGAUGAUGAGGAAGGCAUAGAAGCCAAGUCUGAUAAAAUAUUAUCCUCCGAAUAUCUGGAUUGGUAUUCCAAAUUAACUGAUUUGCCAACCACUAUAUCUGAUAAACUUCGUUCCAAGUUAUAUAAAAUAUAUAAGAAAAAAACUGGGCUUGAUCCUUGGAUAAAGUAUAAAAAUCCGGAACCCCCACAAAUCAAAAAGACUGAUAAUUGUAUCUUACAGGACAGUUCGCCAGAAACCCAG
Molecule: messenger RNA, 374 nt
Organism: Racocetra fulgida
Lineage: Eukaryota; Fungi; Glomeromycota; Glomeromycetes; Diversisporales; Gigasporaceae
Source: the annotation of a GenBank genome assembly